AUGAAACCACCAACAAUACUCUUUAUUCUAUCAUUAUGGAAGAUAGUUCACCAUGUUCAAGCAGCGGCCGUGUUUGCACAUUUCAUGGUAUAUAAUUCGGAAAACUUUACUCUCUAUGACUGGGAGAUAAACAUCGCCGAGGCUCAGAAGGCCCACCUGGAUGCCUUCGCGCUGAACCUCGCGUACAAUUUUCCAACAAACAACCGCUCCCUCGAAAAUGCUUUCAAAGCGGCGAACACGCUGCACUUCAAACUCUUAUUCUCCUUCGACUACGUAGGGAACGGCGCCUGGCCCGAGGGCGAUGUCAUUGCCAUAAUCAACAGAUACAAAGACAAUCCAGCAUACUAUCAACACAAAGGCAAGCCUUUCGUCUCAACAUUUGAGGGCUCUGCAAACGCCACCGACUGGUCCACAAUCAAGAAGUAUGCAGAUUGCUUCUUUGUGCCAGGCUGGUCAGGCUUAGGAGCAAAGGAAGCACUGGCAGUUGCCCCGGGCGUUCCUGACGGGCUAUUCUCCUGGGCAGCAUGGCCCGAGGGCUCAGACCCUAUAAACACCUACAUUGACUCGACAUAUAUGCAAUGGCUCAAAGACGCGGGUGACCUACCCUACAUGAUGCCCGUCUCACCAUGGUUCUACACCAAUCUGCCAGGCUACGAUAAGAACUGGAUCUGGAAUGGCGAUAACCUGUGGUACGACCGAUGGCAACAAGUGCUAUCAUUAAAGCCGGAAUUUGUAGAGAUAAUCUCGUGGAACGAUUACGGCGAGUCGCACUAUAUCGGCCCGCUGCAUGACGAUGCCUAUGCGACCUUUGAGAUUGGCAAUGCAAGCUACAACUAUGCUGCUGAUUACCCCCAUGAUGGCUGGCGAGACUUCCUUCCUUUCAUCAUUGAGUUGUAUAAGACUGGCAACUCGAACAUUAAAUCCGAGGGUGUCACUGCUUGGUUUCGUCAGGCGCCCGGCAAGGCUUGCACGAAUGGUGGUACAAUGGGCAAUACCGAAACGCAUGGGCAGAAAUUAAUCCCGCCCACGGAUGUCUUGUUAGACGAAGUGUUCUACUCUGCCCUUCUCCACUCUUCGGCCGCUGUAGAUGUAGUGGUCGAUAUUGGAGGAGUUACACAAGAUGGGAAAUGGAAGAACAAGCCCACUGGCCAGACCGGUCUGUACCAUGGAAGUGUACCGUUCGAUGGCAAUACUGGUCAAGUUGUAGUGACCGUUUCGCGGAGAGGGAAGGCCAUUGCUGAAAUGCGCGGCGCAUCGAUCUCGAAUUCGUGCCUGGAUGAUAUUCAGAACUGGAAUGCUUGGGUUGGCUCUGACUUCGGGAAGAACUUGACCAAAAACGCAACUCAAACUACAACUGCCUCUCAUGCGAAGCCUACCUCAUCGGCGGUUUCUGCUGCGCCAGCUUUGCUUGCCUUGGCCCGGGUUCCCUUUACGAUACUAUUUGUGGCUUUGGUGGCCACUAUGGUUUCUGCGAGCCUGACGCAUGCUGGGCAUAAUACCCUGUCUUAUAGCUCGACUGUGGACUUUUCUACCUUCACCUACGCAGGUGUUCCAUAUAGCUUUGGUAAUGGCUAUUACUCCACGGAGAGUGACGCUUUGACUUUGCCGUUUACUGCAAGGGAUAUCGCAACCUCGGCCGAUGAUUCAUCUUGGGAAAUUGAUUGGUCUUUUGAGCGACAGUGA
Messenger RNA from Penicillium soppii, 1683 nucleotides. Its product is annotated as glycoside hydrolase family 71 protein. The coding region runs from base 1 to 1683 and encodes 560 amino acids. The record is from RefSeq and is a predicted model, not a curated record. Gene Ontology annotation, biological process: mating projection tip cell wall disassembly. Lineage: Eukaryota; Fungi; Ascomycota; Eurotiomycetes; Eurotiales; Aspergillaceae. The transcript has 2 exons. Gene Ontology annotation, molecular function: glucan endo-1,3-alpha-glucosidase activity.